Molecule: messenger RNA, 1842 nt
Organism: Alternaria arbusti
Lineage: Eukaryota; Fungi; Ascomycota; Dothideomycetes; Pleosporales; Pleosporaceae
Exons: 1
Coding region: 1-1842 (613 amino acids)
Biological process (GO): monoatomic ion homeostasis; monoatomic anion transport; transmembrane transport
Cellular component (GO): fungal-type vacuole; plasma membrane
Molecular function (GO): borate efflux transmembrane transporter activity; solute:inorganic anion antiporter activity
Source: RefSeq, a predicted model, not a curated record
AUGUCUUCAGAAUACGCGAAUAGAUCAUGGAAGUCGCGUGUACUCCGACCCUCGAAGCACAAUGCCACGUCCAACAACGAUGCGAUAACUCGGGAACCCACGCGACAGUCGCAUGGAACGGCAGCCUCGCGCAAGGAUGCCUGGUGGAAGACACGCCUGUUCAGCGGCAUGAUAAAUGACAUACGGCGGCGAGCACCUUUCUACUUGAGCGACUGGAAAGAUGCGUGGGACUAUCGCGUCGUGCCUGCGACAGUCUACAUGUACUUUGCGAACAUUCUGCCAGCACUCGCCUUCUCGCUCGACAUGUUCGAAAAGACCAAUGAGAGUUUCGGCGUCAACGAGGUCCUUCUCGCCUCAGUGCUGGCUUCGGUCGUCUUCUCGCUCGCCGCAGCACAACCUCUAGUCAUCGUGGGCGUUACUGGACCGAUUACCGUCUUCAACUAUACCGUAUACGAUAUCAUCACCCCACGGGGUACCAACUACUUCGCCUUCAUGUGCUGGAUAGGCAUAUGGUCCUUGAUCUUCCACUGGAUCCUCGCCAUAACGAACUCCUGUAACGGCCUACGAUACGUUACGCGCUUCUCUUGCGACAUAUUCGGCUUCUACGUCGCGUUCAUAUAUCUACAAAAGGGGAUACAGGUGUUGACGAGGCAAUGGGCUGUCAGCGACGCAUCGGCAUACCUUUCGAUUGUGAUUGCGUUGCUGGUCACUGCGGUCGCAUACAUCUGCGGCAUUGUAGGACAGUCGUCGCUAUUGCAGCGCCACGUUCGGAAGUUCGUCGAGGACUACGGUACACCGCUUACCGUGAUCUUCUUCACUGGCUUCGUACACAUCGGAAAGAUGGCUGGCAUUGAGUUGCUCAAGCUACCUACUUCGAAGGCAUUCUUUCCGACUACAGAUCGCGGAUGGUUCAUCCACUUCUGGGAUAUAAGUGUCGGCGAUGUGUUCCUGGCUAUUCCGUUCGCUGUACUCUUGACGAUUCUGUUCUGGUUCGACCACAACGUUUCUAGUCUAAUCGCGCAGGGCACGGAAUUUCCGCUGCGCAAACCCGCAGGCUUCCAUUGGGACAUUUUUCUCUUGGGCAUCACGACUGGAGUUGCGGGAUUACUGGGUAUCCCAUUCCCGAACGGUCUCAUUCCGCAGGCGCCAUUUCACACUACAUCGCUUUGCGUUGCACGCACCGUCGCCGAUUCCGACGACGAAGACAACAAAGGCCAUGGCAAACGCGUUGUCGACCAUGUGGUAGAGCAGCGCGUGUCAAAUCUCGCUCAAGGCCUCCUCACCCUAGGCACGAUGACCGGACCGCUUCUCAUCGUACUGCACCUCAUACCACAAGCUGUACUAGCUGGCUUGUUCUUCGUCAUGGGUAUCCAGGCACUAGAAGCCAACGGUAUAACCCUGAAGCUCAUCUUCCUCGCAAAAGACAAGCACCUCACAUCACGAUCCGACCCAUUGGCACAGAUCAAGCGCCGCUGGGUAAUCUGGGCUUUCGUCGGACUCGAACUCAUUGGCUUCGGUGCUACUUUCGCGAUUACUCAGACAAUCGCUGCCAUUGGUUUCCCGGUCUUCAUCUUUCUGUACAUACCCAUGCGGACGUUCUUGAUGCCCAACUUCUUCACGCAGGAAGAAUUGAAUGUUCUUGACGCGCCGACUGCUAGUCCGUUUACCAUGGAGUCGGUGGGCGGUAACCAUGGGCAGGUCGUGGAACCGGAUUCGAACGAGCAGAUUCUUGCGGAGAGUGAAGAGGCUGAGAGAGGGGAAAGGCGGAGUAGUAAUGACGAGAAGAUGGGUGUUCUUGAGGGGCCGAGUCGGAGGAGAGGCAGUUUCCAGAGGGCGGACUAG